CUGAUAAUGGAGUUUGUUGACGAGCUCUGUUUAUUUUAGGGUUUUAAGGAAGAAGAGGAGGAGGAGGAGGAGGACAAGGAGGAAGGGGGAAGUGAAGCAAUUGAAUGGCGGUAGAGUAUCGAUGCUGCGAGACGGGUUUCUUUAUUCACAUAGUGGUGAUAUUCUUUCUGGUUAUGUUCGCUGGUUUGAUGUCCGGACUUACGUUGGGUCUUAUGUCAAUGAGUACUGUUGAUCUUGAAGUUCUUGCCAAGUCUGGUACCCCGAGGGAUCGGAAACAUGCCGCAAAGAUAUUGCCAGUUGUUAGGAAACAGCAUUUAUUGCUUUGUACCCUACUUAUUUGCAAUGCCGCUGCUAUGGAGACACUUCCCAUUUUUCUUGAUGGUUUGAUUUCUGCUUGGGGUGCUAUCCUGAUCUCAGUGACCUUGAUACUUCUGUUUGGUGAGAUUAUACCACAAUCUAUUUGUUCUCGGCACGGUUUGGCAAUUGGUGCAGCAGUGGCUCCAAUGGUUCGCGUACUUGUUUGGAUAUGCUUUCCCGUGGCUUAUCCAAUUAGCAAGCUACUAGACUUCCUGUUAGGGGAGACUCAUGUGGCUCUUUUCCGCAGAGCUGAGUUGAAAACUCUAGUUGAUCUGCAUGGUAAUGAGGCUGGGAAAGGUGGUGAGCUGACACGUGAUGAGACAACAAUCAUUGGCGGAGCACUUGAGCUCACUGAGAAAACAGCUAAAGAUGCCAUGACUCCAUUAUCGGAAACUUUUGCAAUUGAUAUCAAUGCCAAGCUUGACAGGGAUUUGAUGAAGUUAAUUUUGGAGAAAGGACAUAGCAGAGUACCUGUUUAUUAUGAGCAGCCUGUAAACAUAAUUGGUUUAAUUCUGGUGAAAAAUCUAUUAACCAUCCAUCCGUCAGAUAAAGUACCUGUUAAGAAUGUCACUAUCCGCAAGGUUCCAAAGGUUCCAGAGAACAUGCCUCUGUAUGAUAUCUUGAAUGAGUUUCAGAAAGGUCACAGUCACAUGGCUGUUGUCAUGCGGCAACUCGACAACAUGGUGGAGCAGCCAGCUGGCAAGAGCCCAACCACUACUCCAGGGACAGAGGUUAUUGUGGACAUUGAUGGUGAAAAACAUCCUCCAGAGAAAAAGAGCAAAAGAUUGCCACUCCAAAAGUGGAAAAGCUUUCCCACAAAUGCAAGUAAUUCAUUUAGGAGCACCUCAAGGAGUAAGAAGUGGGAAAGGGACAUAAAUGCAGAUGUCCUGCAGAUUGAUGACUACCCACUCCCUAAGCUCAAUGAGGAAGAGGAAGCUGUUGGCAUAAUAACAAUGGAAGAUGUCAUUGAAGAGCUUUUACAGGAGGAGAUAUAUGAUGAGACGGACUAUCAUCAUCAAGAUUCAUGACAUUAGCCUCACACUCUGUAAUCUGUAUAGUGCAGUUAGGUAACACAAAUUAUUUGUUAGAGACGUAAUGUUGAUAAA
Molecule: messenger RNA, 1463 nt
Organism: Telopea speciosissima
Lineage: Eukaryota; Viridiplantae; Streptophyta; Magnoliopsida; Proteales; Proteaceae
Product: DUF21 domain-containing protein At2g14520-like
Exons: 11
Coding region: 105-1385 (426 amino acids)
Biological process (GO): magnesium ion homeostasis
Cellular component (GO): intracellular membrane-bounded organelle
Source: RefSeq, a predicted model, not a curated record